Messenger RNA from Liolophura sinensis, 2992 nucleotides. RefSeq names its product integral membrane protein GPR180-like. Gene Ontology annotation, biological process: response to pheromone; G protein-coupled receptor signaling pathway. The coding region runs from base 72 to 1700 and encodes 542 amino acids. Lineage: Eukaryota; Metazoa; Mollusca; Polyplacophora; Chitonida; Chitonidae. The transcript is spliced from 5 exons. The record is from RefSeq and is a predicted model, not a curated record.
UUGUGUACGAAGCAGCCGAACAGGUGACUCAAUAGAAUUUUAGUCGAUAUUAGUACAGUUUUAAGGUAGCCAUGUUUGUCAAGGCUUCCAUUUACAUGUGCUUAUUGGCCCUGACUUUAACAGACGUGGUCGAUUCCUUACAUUUAGAAGGAACGUGGCAUAAUGGCGACGAUUUCUUUCUCUUCCUUGCCAAAUUCGGUUUCCAGCAAUCCAUCGCUCAUGACACAAAGAAUACAAACGGGUAUAUUUAUGGGAAUAUUUCUUCAACAAAUGCGUCAGACUCCCGAUUGACAUUGGUUCUUGUAGACAGCGAAUUUUUCAUUGAUUAUUACGGCAAUCGGACCACGCCUUCCCGAGAAAAAGCUUGCCGUCAAAUGUUUGGGAAGAUUGACACGGUUGCCUUUGACAGCCGCUGUUUUCCUCGUGGCCCUGAAGAUUUUCUCCGCAAAGUUCCGUGUGCCAGGGGACAUCUAUGUUCUGACGAAGACGACCCCAAAAACGUCAUUCCAGGGUAUCAGUUCACAUAUACCGUCCAGGAUCUUAAGAAACCAAGAUUCUGGUACCUGAGUUUUGUGUCCUGUCAUCUCAACUCCACAGAUGUUAGCACAUGCCACUGGCAGCACCAACAACAGUCCCUCAGCAUUCACUAUGAUAUAUGGCUCGUCAAUGGACACCCGUUCACUAAACAUGUUAACCCAUUCGAACAUCAGUUUUCAUUUGAACAGCAUGAUGUGUUUGAGAUCCACGUAACUUUCCUGUUUCUUUGCUCUAUACUGAUUCCUUUAUGGCUGUAUGCCUACCGUAAACAGCGUCACAGAUUGACUCAACUGUUCACGGGCUGCAUCAUUCUGGAGACUGCAGGAAUUCUCUUCAACUUCGUACACACACUGAAAUUUGCCUUUGACGGAAAAGGGGUCUUUUUAUUGCACAUCUGUGGAGAUGCUAUCGAUAGUUUUGCGGAGUGUCUGUUUGUCUUGCUUUUACUGGUGAUUGCGAAAGGGUGGGCUAUAACAACACGAGAUCUCGCAGGAAAAGCUCCGCUGUUCAUCAUAUGGUCAUCAUACACUGUGCUGAAUGGAGCCUUGUUUAUCUGGAAUCUGACAGAGUUGGAUGUGGUGUCCAAUAUUGAAGAAUGGGAGACCUGGCCUGGCUACAUCACCCUGGGCUUUAGGAUGGCCAUCAUGUUCUGGUUCCUGUACGAACUAAGAAAGACCUCUUUAAAAGAACGUCGUUUGGAAAGACUUCAGUUCUUCCAACAUUUUGGAGCAGGUUUCUUGGUUUGGUUUAUCUACCUUCCAAUUCUCGCCGUCAUUACAACUCAAGUUUCUUCAUUGUGGAAACGGAAAACAACUCUUAGUAUAACCUACUCAGCGGACUUUCUGGCUUUUGCUGUGUUGGUACAUUUAUUGUGGCCUUCUCGAACAGCCUUAAAUUUUGUUCAAAAGGAAACACUUUUGCCACCAGACGAGUUGGAGGUAGCAGGCUUGUUGGAGUCUGGACCAACUUUCCGUGAGGUGGAGCGUGACGUCACAUAUAUUCCUAAAGAAAAUGGUCACAAAAGGAAGUCUGAAUCUAAUGGAUUAGCACCGUUGUCAAGAUCUCAGGACAAGCAGACUAUGAAGGGCAGGAAACCAACUUCACAGGAUGACCAGACUGGCUUACUGAACAAUGAUCAGUUUUCAGACUUUGAUUCAUUAUGACUUUUUAUAAAAGGGUGUGUGUUGGGUGGCUACUACUCUGUUGUACGCCUCAGGGUACUAACUAGCUAACUAGCUAGCUAAAUGCCAGCUCAAACAAGCCGAUUAGUAUACUGAUGUCGGAUAGGAUAAAUGAAAACUUCCUGAGUACGGCAUAAAACACCAAUCAAGUAAAUAGUACAAUACCUCUACUGAGGCAAAACUGGUGUGUUCCAGUCCUUAGCCAGAGUUGGCCUAAUCUACAAUAAUCAGAUGAAUAUCAUGCUCAAAUUAUACAUAUUAAAGAACAGUACAAAUAUGUAUACAGUAUACUGUGUUAUAACAGUAUAUACUGUAGUAUAAAGUCGUUAACAAUUACUAAAAUGCUUGAAUUUUUUUUCUCUUAUUAUUAAAACAUAAAAGACCUGAGGAAAUGUUCAAUACCGUUUUUUAUACUUUUGUUCUUUACAGGUUGAUGUCUUUCAUGCUUAUUCUGUAGUUGACUAAAAAUGUUGAGAAAAUGGGGUGGAUUUUAACUGAUUGUAAGGACAGCAGGUGCACAUGUACUAGAUACAACAAAUGGCGCCUGCUGCCAUAAGUUAAUAUCUGCUCAAUGUUGACACCACAAAAACUCUCUAUAAAAGGCAUGUCGAACAAUAGAGGCUGAUAAUAGAUUAAGAAACUAAAUCAACAAAGUGCCAUGUUUGAAAAUGAUCUGAUGUGUAGUGUUAGACAGGGGUGUAUAUGGUGCAUUUUGGUGAACACUGACAAAGCUGAAAAAUUUCAAAUGACAGCUGAGUAUGACUGUUUUACAGGGGUUUCUUUGUUCUGUCUGAUAAAAAGAGUUACUACAUGCGUGUACAGUGUGGGUAUUGUGUGCUUAUGGGCUUGAUGAAGGGCAGCUUGCCUAGAUUACACGAACAUGUGGCUUGACAUCUACAUGAGACGAUUAAUUAUAAUAAGAUGAUUUUUACAGAUUUAUUUUUUAGAUGAUGUUUUGUGGAUGGUUGUGUUCAGUUGCUUCUUGCAUGCAUUGAAAUAGUUUUAUGGCAGCUGUUGCUCCCGAUGGUCUUCUAAGUGUAGAUCAUGUUAUAAGCUGAUACAUGCUAAUCAGAAGUGAUAAGUUGGAGAAAGUUCAAAAGUUAGCAAUCUUGGAACAUGUACUUCCUUUCUUGGCAUUUAACAUACCAUUAUUGAUCAAGUAAUGGUUUUUCCCCUAUGUCAAUAUGUGGUUCGAGGUAAGGUGUCAUGUCUGGUGUCUUCCAGUUACAAGUCAGCAUGUCAAUAUUCAAAGUCGGCUACAAGACUACACCAUC